Messenger RNA from Camellia sinensis, 714 nucleotides. RefSeq lists its product as uncharacterized. The record is from RefSeq and is a predicted model, not a curated record. NCBI's taxonomy places the organism in Eukaryota, Viridiplantae, Streptophyta, Magnoliopsida, Ericales, Theaceae.
AUGGUGAGAACAAGAGCCGAUGAGCUAGAAGAAUCCUCCACUGCUCGGCUAGACCGAAUGGAGAGAAUGAUUCAAGAUAUGGCAGAAACACUAAGACAACAAUGGCAGUGGCAAGAGCAGUGGCAACACCUACAACCCUCACCUCCAGUACAACCUAUACCGGAUUUUCAUAAUGAUGCCCGAAAAAUAGUCCUGACUAAAGAAUUCAAGAAAAUGAAGUCACCAUCGUUCUGCGGGGGUGUGGACCCGUUGAAGGCCGAAGCUUGGGUCCUUAGUAUUAAGAAGUUAUUUGAAGUAUUCCCAUGCGUAGAGACACAAAAAGUACAAUUGGCCACCAUUACACUAGAAGAUGAAGCAAGAAGGUGGUGGAUGCUAAUCUGUGAUGAUAACAAGGGCAUUGACUGGUGUGUCUGUGAUAGAAAGGUGUCAGAAUUUGAAGAACUGAAGCAAGGCAAUCUGACUGUAGCUAAGUAUGAAGCCAAGUUCACUGAAUUGGCUAGAUUUGCUCCGCAUAUGGUUGACACCGACUAUAAAAAGGCGAGAAAGUCUGAAAAUGGUUUUCGUAAUGACAUCCUGGAAAGGGUGAAUGUGUUAAACUUGCCCACUUAUGUUGAUGUGCUAGAUCGAGCUUUAAUGUCAGAAAUUAAGAUGGCCAACCAUAGUAAACCACCAGCUGAUUGGAAGGCUAAGAGGCAACAUUCUUUUAGGGAAUAA